This is a messenger RNA of Coniophora puteana RWD-64-598 SS2, 1827 nucleotides long. RefSeq lists its product as uncharacterized. The record is from RefSeq and is a predicted model, not a curated record. NCBI's taxonomy places the organism in Eukaryota, Fungi, Basidiomycota, Agaricomycetes, Boletales, Coniophoraceae. Gene Ontology annotation, cellular component: Golgi apparatus. The transcript has 7 exons. Bases 180 to 1505 code for a protein of 441 amino acids.
GCGCAGCAAACAGCGACCACGGUCACCACACGCUCCUUCCCUAUCACUACUAGUGCUGGCGUCUCCAGCUCUCCUUGUAACCGCUGAUCCUCCAUUUCAGACGGUUUGUCCUCUCCUUCCGAAUCCUCAACCUGUUCUCCAAAGUCGCAGGCCGCACCAAACUCUGACGCUCAUUCACCAUGUCCCGCCCACUGACAACCACCUACGGUGAUUUCUCGACUUCCCAAGUCUCGGCAGCUACCCGCCAUGAAGCAGCAAAGAGCUCUUAUGACGACCUCAUUGACCAGUACGCUGCUCCCUACUCGAGAAAUUCCCGUCACCAGACCUUCACCGUUCAAACUCCUUCAUCCAACCCAAGAGAUCCAUCCGAGUCGUUCGACCACAAACCAUCUUACUCUAUCGGCAAAAGCUUGGAUGAUGAUAAGGAGGAUUUCCCUGCCUCAUCUUACCCACCAACAACACUCCCUGCCGAAACAGAUGCGGAGAAGCAGAACGUGUGGAGUAAACUCAUACCAGAUUCAUGGGCAUGUAGGCUGUUCGUGAUCACAGUCAUUGUUGAGACCAUCAUCGAUUUGGCCAUUGAAGGCGACCUACUCGUCCGGUUGCAGACAGGGCAAGAGGAUGGUUUGCUAUCCCAGACUGAUCAAACACAAGCCGCGGAAAAAAUGCCUGUGUAUCUGAGUAUCUUUGCUCUAGCCCACGUGUUUCAGCUUGUGAUGGCUGUUGACGCUGUGUACGCCCGAAACACAUUGCAAUUUAUCUGCCUCACGGUUUUCAAUCUGCUGUUCCUCCUAUAUGCUGUCAUUCAGAUCGGAGAAAUACAAGACUAUACAACCUCGACUAGUGGCUUCCUUCACAUAUCUGUCAAAGUUCUCACCACCGUGAUUCCAUGCGUUAUUUCUGCCGCGGAAAUAGCAUACAUUGCCCUCGGAUGGAAGAUUUACAAUGAGUUCGGCUGGAAGGUAUACAAGUUCCUUGGAGCGGACCGACGGAUCAAGAAAAUGUUCGCCAGCUACCAAAUCUUCAUCUGCUUGAUCAAGUUCGACGUCUUCCUCUGGGUUGGCUUCUGCGUACAGUUCAUCUGGCUCGUUCUCACGAAGCACACUUGGGAGUAUUACCUUACGUGUGCUGCCCUCCCCCUUUCUGUUGUACUACUGGUCGAAGGACAUCUUGCGGUCCGCCAUGAAAACAAGCUGAUGAUGUGGACUUUCCUCUCUGGCUGCGGAGCUGCUUUGGUCUAUUUCGUAUACAAGCUCAUCAAAGUGCUCGUAUUGCGCAAGACCACUAGUUAUGUGAACGUGUGGGAGUCAUUAGCAACCUUUUCCAUUAUUGCCAUAAUCCUCUUAAUUGUGACGAUAGUGUUCAGCGUUAUCGUGAUGCGAAACUUCGGCAAAGGCUUGAAGGCGUCGAUGACACGGGGCAAGACGCAUGCACGGACCCAGGGAUCACAACACCUUGGGCGGGCAACCAUGAGCAUGAACCUCAACCGAAUGAGUAUCGAAUGAGUGUUUUGUGCGGACUUUUUAUGUAUCACGUACCCCCGGGGCCUCUACUUUUCCAUCUUUCACCCCACAUACAUCUUUAGCAUAUCCACAUAAGGCCUUCAUAUCUUUCUUCCCAUUUCUGACUUAUACAUAUACGUAUAGCCUAUAUUCGUCGCUUGCGCGCGUCUUUGGACAUGUCAGCCCUGGUUCCUCGGCGCUCGUUCUUCUCUUCAUGCUCCAUAACUGGCUUCAUGGCGCUUACCUUUGCACCCGCCUGGUGUUCAUAUAAUUUUGUUUCAUUCAGUGUAUUAUUAGACCAUAGGACUAGGAAUUUAUCAGCAAG